CGAGUUGCAGCGCGUCGACGAAUCCGAUGAGCGAGGCGCGGGCGAAAGCGCAGGCAUCUGCACAUCACGACCAUGAGUACCGAAGGACAAUGCAAAAGCGUAGAGACGCGUUACGUUGUUGCGCAUGCAGGCCGUGUACCAGAUUGCCCGUGCGGUCGUCAAGCCGCUCGUGGACGUAUCAUCGGACAGCAGCAACUACAGCGGUCGUCGAUCAUCCGCAAAAUCGCCUGCAGCCGCGAGAUCGGCAUCGUGCAGGGGGAACUCCUUGUGUUCGUGCUGAAACCUGUAUCUCGAUAGCAUCUCCGAGGAACAGCAGACCGAAAACCGGGCCUGAAAGCAGAAACUCGGAAGGAAUUGGAGCAAAAUCUGCAGUGCACUAUGUGUACUACAUGUGCAGUGCCCGGUUACGAUGAGUUAUCUAUAAACCAUGGAUUGAUCGGCCAGGACACCUUGCAAUCACACCGUGCGGUCCACACGAGGCAUCGACCCUCUCGCACACGCCGGGUGAUGCCCGGGCGAUCGAGAGGAGUUGACAUAAAGGCCUAAGGAUGAAAUAUCCCAGUUGAUAAAGAUCGACGGGUUUGAGAUCGUAGAGUCUAGUCGGCGUCCCGCACUGUUGCAUGUCCUUCCGCUUACGACCGAGCGCAGAAAGCUACGGUUUCACUCGAGAUCAAUCCCUGAGCAAGCGAUGCUUCGAUUGAGGCGGGUUGAGCUGUCGCGCUUGAGUUUUGGUAGAGCCUGCCUAACUCGGGCUUGUCAGUACAUAGCGGUGCCGUCGACGCGGUAGCGGUUGAGUGAUUGAAUUGAGAUCAUUCUUGCAGACAAAGAGCGUUUUCCCGAGAUAUAUAGUCCAUAUAUGCGCUAUGCGCGAGCGAUUGAAAGAUUGACAGUCAAACUGCACGGACGUGAUCCACGAGCUCCCGCUCUUCAUUCCUUGGUCGACGAUCCCAACUCCCGAGAUGUUUCCACGAUCACGUACAUCUUGCUGAACGUGUGUAGUGGAGCGGUAUCAUCUGUAUGGAUCUCCUCGUAACGCUUGGAGUGAAAGGGGCCUCAAGGCGUCCGCGAGCCCUUCCACCAUCUGAUGUUCCGGCGCCUGAGACGAAAGACCAACGUCAUUCCAGCCCUAACGGAUAGAUAAGGUGGGAGUUAUUCAGCCGUGAGACGGCAACUCUGAAGGAGAACGACG
Molecule: messenger RNA, 1189 nt
Organism: Punctularia strigosozonata HHB-11173 SS5
Lineage: Eukaryota; Fungi; Basidiomycota; Agaricomycetes; Corticiales; Punctulariaceae
Exons: 4
Coding region: 73-297 (74 amino acids)
Source: RefSeq, a predicted model, not a curated record